GGAGGCGCUCACCGAGAGGGACCACGCGCCAGGCUCCCAGCCCGACCCGGGACGCGGCGGCCACGCGGAGCACCCAUGGGCAGCCCCUGGAACGGCAGCGACGGCCCCGAGGGGGCGCGGGAGCCGCCGUGGGCCGCGCUGCCGCCUUGCGACGAGCGCCGCUGCUCGCCCUUUCCCCUGGGGGCGCUAGUGCCGGUGACCGCCGUGUGCCUGUGCCUGUUCGUCGUCGGGGUGAGCGGCAACGUGGUGACCGUACUGCUGAUCGGGCGCUACCGGGACAUGCGGACCACCACCAACUUGUACCUGGGCAGCAUGGCCGUGUCCGACCUACUCAUCCUGCUCGGGCUGCCGUUCGACCUGUACCGCCUCUGGCGCUCGCGGCCCUGGGUGUUCGGGCCGCUGCUCUGCCGCCUCUCCCUCUACGUGGGCGAGGGCUGCACUUACGCCACGCUGCUGCACAUGACCGCGCUCAGCGUCGAGCGCUACCUGGCCAUCUGCCGCCCGCUCCGCGCCCGCGUCUUGGUCACCCGGCGCCGCGUCCGCGCGCUCAUCGCUGUGCUCUGGGCCGUGGCGCUGCUCUCUGCCGGUCCCUUCUUGUUCCUGGUGGGCGUCGAGCAGGACCCCGGCAUCUCCGUAGUCCCGGGCCUCAAUGGCACCGCGCGGAUCGCCUCCUCGCCUCUCGCCUCGUCGCCGCCUCUCUGGCUCUCGCGGGCGCCACCGCCGUCCCCGCCGUCGGGGCCCGAGACCGCGGAGGCCGCGGCGCUGUUCAGCCGCGAAUGCCGGCCGAGCCCCGCGCAGCUGGGCGCGCUGCGUGUCAUGCUGUGGGUCACCACCGCCUACUUCUUCCUGCCCUUUCUGUGCUUCAGCAUCCUCUACGGGCUUAUCGGGCGGGAGCUGUGGAGCAGCCGGCGGCCGCUGCGAGGCCCGGCCGCCUCGGGGCGGGAGAGAGGCCACCGGCAGACCGUCCGCAUCCUGCUGGUGGUGGUUCUGGCAUUUAUAAUUUGCUGGUUGCCCUUCCACGUUGGCAGAAUCAUUUACAUAAACACGGAAGAUUCGCGGAUGAUGUACUUCUCUCAGUACUUUAACAUCGUCGCUCUGCAACUUUUCUAUCUGAGCGCAUCUAUCAACCCAAUCCUCUACAACCUCAUUUCAAAGAAGUACAGAGCGGCGGCCUUUAAACUGUUGCUCGCAAGGAAGUCCAGGCCGAGAGGCUUCCACAGAAGCAGGGACACUGCGGGGGAAGUUGCAGGGGACACUGGAGGAGACACGGCGGGCUACACCGAGACAAGCGCUAACGUGAAGACGAUGGGAUAACCAGCACGGCCAAGCCAGGCUCCUCUUGCAGUUCUAAGACUUUGGGGAAAACAGGUGUGUAGAGAAAUAAAGACUGAAAGUGAGGAACAGAUCCUGU
Molecule: messenger RNA, 1411 nt
Organism: Pan troglodytes (chimpanzee)
Lineage: Eukaryota; Metazoa; Chordata; Mammalia; Primates; Hominidae
Gene: MLNR
Product: motilin receptor
Exons: 2
Coding region: 76-1314 (412 amino acids)
Biological process (GO): G protein-coupled receptor signaling pathway
Cellular component (GO): plasma membrane
Molecular function (GO): G protein-coupled peptide receptor activity
Source: RefSeq, a predicted model, not a curated record